Molecule: messenger RNA, 846 nt
Organism: Cyclocybe aegerita
Lineage: Eukaryota; Fungi; Basidiomycota; Agaricomycetes; Agaricales; Hemipholiotaceae
Source: the annotation of a GenBank genome assembly
AUGACCACAUCGCGACCGCCCACCUCGUCUUGUGCCAUCGACGACGGCAACCAUCCCAGAGCUGCUACCAUAACACAGUUUGCCUACAGUUUGGUCGUGCUCUACGACUGGACGUCCAACGAACUUGCUGCAUACAACAUCACAGUAGUCUUUCAAGACGCUGCCACCUUCUUCGAGACGCCGGAUCUACCCCAGCCAGCUGUAAAUCCAAAUGUACUCACCACUUUGGAAUACCGCAAUGCCCCUGAUGACGACACCUACAGGCUCCUGAGGAAUUUGGAUCUCGCUACGACCCCAGUGCCAGCGGAAGAAUCUGCUGUUGACGAUUUCGCAGUGCUCCUGUUGCGUGCACUUGGCUAUGAACCGAGAGGAAGGACUUUGAGGACCAGGAAAGACUUAAUCCUUCUCGUUUGUGGCGAAAAUAGGCAUUCUAAAGCCGACGUGUGCCUCAUUGACGAAGAAGAAAUCCUACUCCUCGUCCAGGAAGACAGGCAAUACAUGGCUCCAGAAGAUCCCAAAGCACAACUCAUCGCAGGUGCCAUCGCUGCGUUCGCCACAACCAAUCGGACCCGUGUGUACACCUUAGGCCUACCUCCCCUGCCAUCGAAGGACAUCGCCGGCAUCACUAUGACGGGCACUUCGCCUGUCUUCUACAAAAUCAAUAUUUCGGCGGAACUCGUGAUCGCUGUUGGCGGCGGCGCGUAUUCCGAUAAACAGACUGCUGUCUAUGCACACCUUCCUUGCGUCCCAAGACCUCUGCGCCGUUCGAGUGAAGGUAUGAAGCCGCUGGACAAUAGGCGGGUUAUCCUGUCUUACUAUGAGGCAUUCAGGAGAUUUGUGAACUAG